Molecule: messenger RNA, 273 nt
Organism: Racocetra persica
Lineage: Eukaryota; Fungi; Glomeromycota; Glomeromycetes; Diversisporales; Gigasporaceae
Source: the annotation of a GenBank genome assembly
AUGCCUGUUCCUUUUGAAGCGCUUAUCCCUUUAGGCAUAAUUAUCGGAAUGAUAGGAGUUACUGGUACCUUAUUGAAUUAUACAAAAAGGAUUCGACAUGAAGGCAAGCCUCCAAGGAUCUCUUUAGAUACUUGGGAUAAACAAAUGAUGGAGCGUGAUAGACGAUUGACUGGAAGUGCUCAUCGUCAAUCGUCUAAUCCAUUAGCUCCAAAAGAAUUUUCGACAAACAUAACUGCCGGUCCUGUUGGUAUCGGAGGUGAAGUUUCUGGUAGU